AUGCUUAUGGUUACUUGGGGAGCUCAGUUAGCGAAAUCCAUAAAAAUUAAUCAUUCGUUUCCUAUCUAUAAAACUGUAUUUUGGACGGAUUCGAAGGCGGUGUUCUCGUGGAUAAGAUCAGAGCGUAGAAAGUACAAGGAGUUUGUUGCUCAUCGGGUUGGGCAGAUUCUUGAAGUAUCAAACCCUGAAGACUGGCGAUGGGUGCCCACGAAGGAUAACGCGGCAGACGAUUUGACAAAGUGGAGCAAGUCUACCGAGAUCCACUCUGACAGCCGCUGGUUCCGUGGUCCACAGUUCUUGUAUUUCGCAGAGCAGCAUUGGCCCCAUCAAACGCAGGAGGUGGAAGAAUUCCAGGAAGAAUUAAGAGCAAGCGUGUUAUUUCAAAAUGUCGUAGUUUCGGACGGACUAUCGAUGCGGAUUGGAAAUGUAUCUAAGUGGACGGUUCUAGUUCGAAUGGUAGCUACAGUUCUUCGCUACAUGUCAAACUGCAAGCGCUGUGCGCAAAAUCUACCGAUCGAAUCACUUCGUACCGAAGCAGUGAGAACUAAUAACCAACUGAAGCUGAAACCAGGGCACUACGUUCCACUGCGUCAAGAAGAAUAUUUUGCAGCAGAAAAUUGUCUUUGGCGCUUGGCACAGCGCGAAGAAUACGCAGAUGAAGUGGCGACGUUGUUGAAACAGCAAGAUGGGAGAGAGUUGAAACUGGAACGAUCGAGUCUGUUGUUUGACAAGUCACCCUUUUUAGAUGAGUUUGGAGUGGUACGAAUGGAAGGUAGAACGGAAAGAGCAGAGUAUGCUUCAUUUGAUUCGAGAUUCCCGAUCAUAUUGCCGAAGAACCACCUCGUGACUAAGAGGCUUGUAGACGAGUUCCAUCGAAAAUCUGGGCAUGCUAGUAGGGAAACGGUAGUGAACGAAGUUCGGCAACGGUUUUUUAUCAAUAACUUGAGAGCAGUAGUGGACAAAGUUAUAAGUGAAUGCCAGUGGUGUAGAAUACAAAAGGCUAAGCCGCAAAUACCCAGGAUGGCUCCAUUACCGAAACAACGGAUGGCAGUUGGAGCUGAGGCCUUUUCGUACGUAGGGUUGGAUUAUUUCGGACCGUUGGAGGUAUCAAUUGGGCGGCGACGGGAAAAGAGAUGGGUGGCACUGUUCACGUGCAUGACAACACGAGCUGUUCACCUGGAAGUCGCGUACAAUUUAACAACAGAGUCGUGCAAGAUGGCAGUAAGAAGAUUCGUCAGGAGGAGAAGAAGUCCGAUCGAAAUUUUUUCUGAUAACGGAACCAAUUUUGUCGGAGCUAGCCGAGAACUCGCGCUGCAAAUUCGCCGGAUCAAUGAAGGGUGUGCCGAUACAUUUACAAGUGCUAGAACUCGUUGGGUGUUCAACCCGCCUUCAGCACCCCAUAUGGGUGGCGUGUGGGAGCGUAUGGUGAGGUCGGUGAAGGUAGCGUUAAAUACAUUAACAGACGGUGGAAGGCUCACGGAUGAGAUAUUGAACACAGCCUUGGUUGAAGUGGAGGACUUAAUUAAUUCGCGGCGACUAACGUAUGUGUCUACGAAUGUGAAAGAAGACCCAGAAGCUUUAACACCUAACCAUUUCCUGAAAGGGAUGUCAGCAGAAUGUUUGCCGCCUAGGAAUCCAAUAGAAGUCGCUGAAGCUCUCAGGAGUAAAUAUGUUCGGGCCCAACAGUUAGCAGACGGUAUAUGGAAUCGUUGGCAAGCUGAAUAUCUACCAAAGCUGAACAAACGGCCAAAGUGGUUCAACGAUGUUCGACAAAUGCAACCGGGAGAUCUGGUAUUUGCCUUGGAGGAUAACAAGCGUGAACGAGGAGUGGUUUCAAAAGUGUUCCUGGGAAGUGAUGGCCGUGUACGAUCAGCAGCAGUGAAAACCAGCAAAGGAGAGAAGACGAGACCCGUGUCAAAACUGGCAGUGCUAGAGAUGCCUAGUAGUAAGCCCAACGAAGAAAACCGUGGAUAG
Uranotaenia lowii is the source of this 1974-nucleotide messenger RNA. RefSeq lists its product as uncharacterized. The record is from RefSeq and is a predicted model, not a curated record. Gene Ontology annotation, biological process: DNA integration. The transcript has a single exon. The coding region runs from base 1 to 1974 and encodes 657 amino acids. Gene Ontology annotation, molecular function: nucleic acid binding. NCBI's taxonomy places the organism in Eukaryota, Metazoa, Arthropoda, Insecta, Diptera, Culicidae.